UACGAAAUACUGCCGUACAGUAAAUAUUUUGCACUACUCACAUAUCUUUGGUUUUAACUAUAAUGUUUUGGUUAUAAAUGUUUGUGAUUAUAUUGCGCGGAAGGAACGUCGGUGUAUAGGUUGUUGUGGCCGGAACGAAGGUCAUCGUUGGCAAAGUAAGAACUAAGUCAUUAUGACCCAGUUUCUUCCACCAAAUUUGCUAGCCCUUUUUGCCCCACGCGAUCCCGUACCAUAUCUUCCUCCACCAGAUAAAUUACCCCAUGAAAAGAAAAAUCGUGGUUAUGUUGGAGUUGGCUGUUUUCUUCAGUAUUUUGAGGAUCCAAAGGACACUCCUCCUCCUACCAGGGUGGAAACAAGGGAUGAGCGACUAGAACGAAGGAGACGAGAGAGGGCAGAACAGGUUGCAUAUAAGCUAGAACAGGAGAUUGCUGUGUGGGAUCCUCACAGUAUUCCAACUGCUACUGGUGAUCCUUUCAAAACAUUAUUUGUAGCUCGCAUUAAUUAUGACUCUUCAGAAUCUAAAUUGCGAAGAGAGUUUGAAGUGUAUGGACCAAUUAAAAAGAUUGUGGUGACUCACAAUACAGUAAAUGGCAAGCCACGGGGUUACGCGUUCAUCGAGUAUGAACAUGAGCGGGACAUGCACUCUGCCUACAAGCAUGCUGAUGGUAAGAAGAUCGACGGCCGACGUGUGUUGGUAGACGUUGAGAGAGCACGUACUGUUAAAGGCUGGCUUCCAAGACGUCUUGGUGGUGGUUUGGGUGGUACUCGACGAGGAGGCCCUGAUGUGAACAUCAAACAUUCGGGACGUGAAGACAAUGAACGGGAAAGAGAACGAUAUAGAUUGGAAAGAGAGCGUGAAUCUGCCCGUGGUGGUGGCAAUCCUGACAGGGAUCGUGUAGAGAGAGAGCGGCCUGACAGGGAAAGAAGGCGCACUCGAAGCAGGGAGAGGGAGAGGGUUGAUAGAGAGAAGCGCAGGAAAUCCAGAAGUCGUUCGAGGGACAGAAAACGUCGUCGCAGCCGUGAACGUGUUAAGGAGAAGGAUCCGGACAUUGAAGAAGUUGAACGAGAUGAUCGUGACCGAGUUCGUGACAGGGAUAGGGAGCGCGAUCGGGAAAGAGACCGCGAACGUAAGCGAAGGCGUAGCCGUUCCAGAGAAAGAGACAGAGAACGUGAGCGUGGUGACAGAGACCGUAAAAGGGAUAGAAGAGACAGAGAACGUGAUAGAGGAGAAAGGGAUGUGAAGGAUCGCAGAGAUCGUGAGUUUGAGCGUUCAGAAGAGAAAGAAAUCAGAAUCAAGCAAGAACCACCAGAUGAUUAUCCUGAUUAUGCUGCAACAAAUUAUGAGGAGGGAAAUUAUGAUGAUACCACCGUUAAGUACGAACGAGAUGAUGACAGAUACCAGGAGGGAGAGGAGGAAAGUGAAACUAAUGGAAGAAAUUACAAUAAUGAAUAUGAAGGAGAGGAUUAUUGAGGAUGCAGGCCUUUUAAAUGAGAUUUCUUUAAUUUGUGGAGAUUGAUACAUUCUGCUGUGUAGGUACCUCACUGUAUUGUGUUCUUUCCCGAGAUGAUGUUUUACAACUGACUUUAAUCCAAUAAGGAACAAAGAAAUAUAGUUUUCCCAUUUAGUGGUACAGAUUCAUAUUUCUUGUUAACAUUCUUCUCAUCUAGACACGUUUAUGUGGGAAGUGGUAAUGAUAUGUCAUGUACAUUAAUGAAUGUAAAUAGUUUUUCCGUUAGUUCUUUCUAUUUGCUUACAUUGUACUGACUGCAUUAAAAGGUGCUUACUGCUAGUGUCGCGUACAUAUACAAAUUUUUAAAAUGUGUCAUUAAGUAAAUCAGUGAAAUUGGCA
Zootermopsis nevadensis is the source of this 1850-nucleotide messenger RNA. RefSeq names its product U1 small nuclear ribonucleoprotein 70 kDa. NCBI's taxonomy places the organism in Eukaryota, Metazoa, Arthropoda, Insecta, Blattodea, Termopsidae. Gene Ontology annotation, molecular function: U1 snRNA binding; mRNA binding. The record is from RefSeq and is a predicted model, not a curated record. Gene Ontology annotation, biological process: mRNA splicing, via spliceosome. Gene Ontology annotation, cellular component: U2-type prespliceosome; precatalytic spliceosome; U1 snRNP.